AAUCAGACACCAGCAGAGUGGGAGAAAGAAAGCAAGCAGAGAAGAGCAAAGAAACUGCCUUGAUCGUGGAUGUAACAGAAGCCAGCUGCAGCGAUGGACUGGCACUCCUUCAGGAUAGCUGCCCUGCUGCUCACUUCCCUGGUGGUGCUUGAAGUUAACAGUGAAUUUCAAAUCCAGGUAAGAGAUCAUAACGCCAAAAAUGGUACCAUCAAGUGGCAUUCCAUCAGAAGGCAGAAACGAGAAUGGAUCAAGUUUGCUGCAGCCUGUCGCGAAGGUGAAGACAACUCAAAGAGAAACCCAAUUGCCAAAAUUCAUUCAGAUUGUGCUGCAAAUCAACCAGUGACAUACCGCAUCUCGGGAGUGGGAAUUGACCAGCCACCUUAUGGAAUCUUCAUUAUUAAUCAAAAAACUGGUGAAAUCAAUAUAACAUCCAUUGUUGAUCGUGAAGUCACCCCCUUUUUCAUUAUCUACUGCCGAGCACUGAAUGCACAAGGUCAAGACUUGGAGAAUCCACUGGAGCUUAGAGUUAGAGUGAUGGAUAUAAAUGACAACCCUCCUGUGUUUUCAAUGACUACAUUUCUAGGACAAAUAGAAGAAAAUUCUAAUGCAAACACACUGGUAAUGAAACUCAAUGCUACCGAUGCCGAUGAGCCAAAUAACUUGAACUCAAUGAUAGCCUUCAAGAUCAUAAGACAGGAGCCUUCUGACUCACCAAUGUUCAUCAUCAACAGGAAAACUGGAGAAAUCAGAACAAUGAAUAACUUUCUAGACAGAGAGCAAUAUAGCCAGUAUUCCCUUGUGGUGAGAGGCUCAGACCGGGACGGUGGAGCAGACGGCAUGUCUGCAGAGAGCGAGUGCAGCAUCACCAUCCUGGAUGUCAAUGACAACAUCCCAUACUUGGAGCAGUCAUCUUAUGACAUCACAAUUGAAGAAAAUGCACUUCACUCACAGCUAGUGCAGAUCAGAGUCAUUGAUUUGGAUGAAGAAUUCUCAGACAACUGGAAGGCAAUCAUUUUCUUUAUCUCUGGAAAUGAGGGAAAUUGGUUUGAAAUAGAAAUGAAUGAAAGAACAAAUGUAGGAACUCUGAAGGUUGUCAAGCCCCUAGAUUAUGAAGCCAUGAAGAAUCUACAGCUUAGUAUUGGUGUUCGGAAUGUAGCUGAAUUCCACCAGUCAAUUAUUUCUCAAUACAGACUCACAGCAACUAUGGUCACUGUGACUGUGUUAAAUGUCAUCGAGGGCUCUGUGUUCCGUCCAGGUUCAAAGACAUUUGUAGUAGACAGUAGAAUGGAAGCAAAUCACAGAGUGGGAGAGUUUGUAGCUACAGACCUGGACACAGGUCGAGCUUCCACAAAUGUUAGAUAUGAAAUGGGAAAUAACCCAGAGAACCUGCUGGUUGUUGACUCAAGAACAGGCAUAAUAACGUUAAGAAACAGAGUUACUAUGGAACAAUACCAAAGGCUUAAUGGGGAAUAUAAAGGAACAGUGCUAUCAAUAGAUGAUUCCCUUCAGAGGACCUGCACGGGGACAAUCGUCAUUGAACUUAGUGGCACUGGCUGGGUAACUGGUUCAGAAAGUGGUGGCAGUUCCAGUGGCAGUGGCGAUGAUCGUGACCGAGUGACUAAUGGAUAUCAAGGCACUUCUUCCACUGAGAACCCACAACGCGUCACAGGAUCAUGGGGAGGCAGCGGCAUCGAUGGCACUCGCCCUAACACUAACCCUUUCCAAGGGGAUCCUGAUGAAACCCUUGAGACCCCUCUCUAUGGAGACAACGUUCACUUCGGUCCUGCAGGCAUCGGGCUGCUCAUCAUGGGGUUCCUAGUCUUAGGAUUGGUUCCAUUCCUGCUGAUCUGCUGUGAUUGUGGAGGGGCCCCUGGUGGUGGAGCUGGAUUUGAACCUGUUCCAGAAUGUUCUGAUGGAGCAAUUCACACGUGGGCUGUAGAAGGGCCACAGCCUGAACCCCAUGAAGGGAUAACCACCAUCUGUGUGCCACAAAUGCCACCUGGUAAUGCCAAUGUUAUAGAAUAUAUUGACAACUCAGGAGUUUAUACAAAUGAAUAUUGUGGCAGAGAAAUGCAAGAUCUGGGAGGAGGAGAAAGAACCACAGGAUUUGAACUAAUGGAUGGAGUUAAAACAUCAGCUGCACCUGAGAUAUGCCAAGAAUAUUCAGGAACAUUAAGAAGAAAUUCAAUGAGAGAAUGUAGAGAUGGGGGUCUCAACAUGAAUUUCAUGGAAAGUUACUUCUGCCAGAAAGCCUAUGCUUAUGCGGAUGAAGAUGAAGGACGUCCAUCCAAUGACUGUUUGCUCAUCUAUGACAUCGAAGGUGUGGGUUCCCCUGCAGGCUCCGUGGGCUGUUGCAGUUUCAUUGGAGAAGAUCUAGAUGAGAGCUUCCUGGAUACCUUGGGGCCCAAGUUUAAGAAGUUGGCAGAUAUCAGCCUGGGAAAAGAAAUAGACUCAUACCCAGAUUCUGAUCCUUCUUGGCCUCCUCAGAGCACUGAACCGAUGUGUCCCCAGCAUACAGAGCCCCUGGGUAGUGGACACCCACCCAUCUCCCCACAUUUUGGCACGACCACAGUAAUUUCUGAAAAUGCCUACCACUCUGGACCUGGAGUACAGCAUCCUGUACCAAUUCCUGAUCCUCUGGGCUAUGGCAAUGUCACUGUGAGGGAGUCCUAUACCACCUCUGGCACUCUGAAACCCUCUGUCCACUUUCAUGAUAAUCAGCAGGCUUCAAAUGUGGUGGUGACAGAGAGGGUGGUGGGCCCCAUCUCUGGUGCUGAUUUGCAUGGCAUGUUAGAGAUACCUGACUUAAGAGGUGGAGCAAAUGUUAUAGUGACAGAAAGGGUAAUAGCACCAGGCUCAAGUCUACCCACUUCUCUAACCAUUCCUAACCCUCAAGAGACCUCAAAUGUAGUUGUGACAGAAAGAGUGAUCCAACCAACCUCUGGCAUGAUAGGCAAUCUGAGCAUGACCCCUGAAUUAUCAAGUGCCCACAACGUGAUUGUGACAGAGAGAGUGGUUUCUGGUGCUGGUAUGAGUGAAAUUGCAGGCACUGCCGGAUUAGGGGGGGUUGGAGGCAUAGGCAGCAGUGGCCUUGUUAGCACCACCAUGGGUGCUUCUGGCACUGGGCUGAACAUGGGAGGAACAGCCACUAUUGGCCACAUGAGGAGCUCCUCUGACCAUCACUUUAGUCAGACAGUUGGAUCUGCCUCCCCCAGCAUGGCUCGAAGUCGAAUCACAAAGUACAAUACGGUACAGUAUAGCAAGUAGUCAUGAUUACAGAGUAUUGUUCACCACCAUCUCAGUGACUUACAUCCAACUCCUGCCUCCAAAUCUAACAGUGCAAUUUAUGAUACAGAGCAGGCUAUGGGAGACCUGUGGAGUAAGAAAGAGCCACAGUGAUAGUAACCCAUGGAAACAUCACCAUGGGGAAGAGUGCUCCCUAGCAUUGGUAAACUUUUUUCUUAUAUUGACACUGAUAAAAUAAUGAAGGUGAACUUGAGGUACAAUCUUAUCUGUGGCUAUGUGGUCCACAGGGUUGUUUUUGGUUUUAGGUUUUUAAUGUUGCCCUGUAGGGUAUCAGCAGCAUGUUGAAUAUAUAAAACGUGGCUACAUAAAAGCACUGGCUUUAAAUGGCAAUGAGAAGAAUUCUUAUUGCUGUUCAGAAAUUAACAAAAAGGGUUUGAAUAUGUAGCUUGAGCUCACAUAGGUGAGGAAAAUCUGACAUUUCCUUCCCAUAUGCCCUGUCUGUUUCACAGGGAAUACAAAUUAAAAAUCAUUCCACAGAUUCAGGCUAAGGUUAAUAAAAUUCUAACUACAAAGUUAUGUAUGUAAGAUACCAGUUAUUAUUACUGUGACAACAUCCAAUCUACAUUGGAUGGAAUAAUUUUCAAAUUAAGAAAUAUGUCCUGUUAGAAAAGUCCAUAGACAGUAACAAUAUUGCGAGACUCAUUUGGCACAAACUGACACUGAAUCUCAAGAUGUGGUUUAGUUAAGUCCCCUGUGGAGUUGGGAACUUUCCUGGCUCCCACUGUGUUUCAUGGGUGUGACUCUGAAGAAUAUUGCUUACUGGGUGGAUGAAGGGCACCAUGCUCAUUUUUGCCUUUACCACUGUAGUUGAAGGGAGAGUUGCAAAUGACACAUGACAUGGCUGCCCUCCCAAGUGUUAAAUCUCCUCCCAAGUACAGACAGGACAGUAUUAUCUCUUCAGUCUAAGCAGUAAGUCAUACUCGUUUCUGUGCAGCUCUUUAGGGCAUAAAUGCAUAGUUAAGAUAAUGUACCUAAGCUGAGCUGUUGGGAAGAAGCUCACAGUAUGGCUAAGCAUUGGGGUAAUUUUUCAUGGGUAUCUGAAGAAGGGGAACUGUUUUUAGAACAUGAAAGCUGUCUUAAGUGGGAAAUGUUAGAAAAUAAUUGUUCUGUAAAGCAUACGAUAUCACCAUAUGAUGAGAUAUAGUUGAGAUUAGUGUCAUCAUUUGAAUGACCCUCUGCUGCCAUUUGGAAGUGAUUAAACAGGACCUUUUACUAGAAUUGAUAUUACUUUAGAAAGAAUGAUGUAGUUACUAGACAAGGCCAUUCCUUAUCUAAAAUGUGUUAUGCACACAUCUUUGAGGUUUCUCUUUGAUUUGUUAAUAAUGUCUUGGCUUCUAAGCAUUCUACCUUAAAGACAGUUUACAAGUUAUAGUAUGGUAUAUUUUUCUAGCUUUGAAAUGUGCUAUUUAUGAUGUGUUGUUUCUGUAUUUUUGUCAACUGGUGUUCCCUGGUUUAAAGCCCCUCAGAAGAAUCAAAGCUUUUGAGGACACAGGUGCACUUACUAUUGCAGGGUAAAGGAAUCUUUUCUUGCUUUUAAAUCAAUGUUAAAAUAAGCUCACUAAUAUAAAAUGAUAUAUACAUGUUUAUUUGGCCAUAUAUAUAUGAACAUGGAAAAUACUGGACCUGAGUUGUGAACUAUAUAUAGUUUUUAAAGAUGUGUUCAUCCCCUGACUUUUCUUUUCUCAUGGUAUCACAGAAUCACAGAAUUUAUCAAAGAGUGAUUGAUUACUCCCGCAAGAGCUACUUUGUUCUAUAUAAUAUUGGAUAUGGCAAAUGUUUUAAAGGCCACACUAUGUCUAAUUUUAACAGUAUAGAAAAUGUACAGUUUUGCUAACAUGAAGCAAGCAAAAAUGCAGAGGCAUAAAUAAAGUCACUCACAGGAGUCUUUCUUUUAUUUUGUUCUAAUAUGUAGGGUAAUAUAUUGAGGAUAUGGUUUUGGUUUUGGUUUUUGUUUUUCUGGGUUUUUUUUUAAAGAGAUAAGCUCAAAAGGUAUUUGUUGAAAUAUUCUUGAAGAUGCCUAGGUUUGAAAGUUUUGAACAGAUAGAAAUAAUUAAUAUAGUUUUCCUUCCUUCCUUUGUUCAUUCAUUCAUCCAAAGGCAAGUGUACUUGUUGCCCUAAUGUGCUAUACUCUGGCUAUAUCUUUGCUUCGAUGCCUGAUGAAUCCCAAAUAUUUUUUCAUUGCCUAACAAGUGGCAAUAUGGCAAUCUUUAAUAAAUGUGACAUUCAUCAGUUAUAUAAGACCUGGGAAAAUAAAACUUUAAAUGAA
Molecule: messenger RNA, 5572 nt
Organism: Mus musculus (house mouse)
Lineage: Eukaryota; Metazoa; Chordata; Mammalia; Rodentia; Muridae
Gene: Dsg1a
Product: desmoglein 1 alpha
Exons: 15
Coding region: 94-3267 (1057 amino acids)
Biological process (GO): inflammatory response; cell-cell adhesion; establishment of skin barrier
Cellular component (GO): plasma membrane; cytoplasm; membrane
Molecular function (GO): calcium ion binding
Source: RefSeq, marked validated